AUGGCGGCCAAACAUCCAACCAUUGAAUCAGUUCAUUCUUGUACGAAUGAGCUUGACAGUACAUUUAAGAUGGUGGACAAAUCGGACAAAUAUUUUCAAAGGAAUGCCUUUACAGGAGCCGACAAUUCAGUUGACAUUGAUCACAGAUGCCUCAGAACUAGGAUUGGGAGCUCAUCUAGGAACUUGGCAGACUUCAGGAAUUUGGCCAAAGUCUUAUCAACUAAAACAUAUAAAUUGGUUGGAAUUGAAGGCUGUACACCUAGCUCUUCAACAAGCUGUACAGAUCGUGAAAGACAAGAAUAUUUUGAUAAGGUCGGACAAUACAACAGUGAUAAGUUAUAUCAACAAACAGGGCGGAACCCAUUCGCCAGAACUGUUUUACCUAACUUGGGACCUUUAUCAAUGGUGUAUUCAGAACAAAGUAACUAUCCGUGCAGUUCACAUUCCGGGAAAGAUAAAUCUACUAGCAGAUGCUCUUUCGAGGGGGGAAAAUCUUUUCAAGAUGACAGAAUGGACACUCAACAAUAUGAUAGUAAAUAUGAUAUUUCAGAGACUGGGAACUCCAAGUAUAGAUCUGUUUGCAACAGCUCAGAACAAAAAGUUAGCAGUUUAUUGCUCUCCGGUUCCAGACAUAGCAGCAUUUCAAGUAGAUGCUCUAACUUUAAAUUGGAGCGGCAUCUAUUUAUAUGCAUUUCCUCCUCCAAUCCUUGUUCCUCGGAUAUUACAAAAGAUUCGAGAAGAAAAGACAGUUGUUCUUCUAAUAGCACCAAUGUGGCCAAGACAAUCUUGGUAUCCUCAGAUGUUGGAUCUAAUGAUAGAUAUUCCAAUAAAACUACCACUUCUGCUUUCACAAAUUCACAAUCGAAUACAAAUAUUUCAUCAGAGUCCAGAAACAUUGAAUCUUGUGGCAUGGAAAUUAUCAGUUUAUAUCAAAAUCUGUACUUACCUGUCUGA
Messenger RNA from Mytilus trossulus (common blue mussel), 954 nucleotides. RefSeq lists its product as uncharacterized. Lineage: Eukaryota; Metazoa; Mollusca; Bivalvia; Mytilida; Mytilidae. The transcript has a single exon. The record is from RefSeq and is a predicted model, not a curated record. The coding region runs from base 1 to 954 and encodes 317 amino acids.